CUAUGGGAGGGGUCCUUGUAGACCUGCCUCUGCCCUGUGCCUGCAGAGCACCUGGCACUUCUGUGUGGCAGACGGGCCACACCAAAGCCAUGUUAGCUUCGACAUCCGAGAGCCAGCAAGGUGGAGUGGUUCUCACCAGUUCCUCUGUAGGUCCUGGUGCAGAGGGCGGGCCCAACACAGGAGCCGGCUAAAGCUGGAGAGUGUCCACUCCUCCUCCCGUUCUUUCUCCUCCUCUCAGUACACCUUGUUCCGGGAGGGUGCUUUCUGGGAGGUGUUUGUUUAACUGAUAUGUUUAACACUAAAGUGUGAGUGACAGGCUUAACUUAUCCCAGAGGCAUUUGUACCUCAAAAGAGUAGUUUCUUCACUGAAGUGGAACCUCAGGUUGGUGAAGGGACUGAGGAAGCUGAGGAUGAGGCUGGCUGCUGAGGUGCUAUUUACCUGAUAGUGAUGACGAUGAUGGCAGCUUGAGCCAAACUCUUCCUUCCCAUUAAAUAUCAAAGAGGUAAAAAUUACCUUAAUCACAGCACAAGAUAUAUCCAUUCCCUUACUCUAUUUCCACAGUUAUUCUUCAAGGUUGGUAGGGGGGCUUAAUAUUCUCAGGGUAUCCAGUCUCAGCGGGGCCUCAGCCAACCUUUGUUUGUGUCCACCCCCAUCCGUGAGUAUCCCCUACCUCUCAUGUCUCAGAUGCCCCGGAGUAUCGCCAGCCUUCUCUACUGAGAUGUGUCGGGAUUUCCACGUCCCUUUCUGCUUCCCACAGAGGACACUCCCAUCACUCUACUAUGGGGUGAGGUUGUUAGGAUUUCAGAGUGAGAAGUAUCUUAGGGGCCAUUGGGUUCAUCACCCUCAUUUUGAGAUGCAGAAAGCUGAGUAAGCUGAGACCAGAGUCCAGGUGUUUGGGCUCCCCAUCUUUCCAGGAAAUUCUUUCUGGGUAACCAGACCACCUCACCUCCUGGGAGAGGAGUCUGCUCAGAUGCAGCUUGUGUAAAUACUAAGUCUCACUGUGCACACCGGCCCCUUCCUCCGUGGAGAACUUCCCCCUCAGCCUGCAUAAAUGCAGUCCAGGGACGGAGCUACCAGUAGGUCCACAUGCUGCUUCCUUUUGCAUGGAGGGUGGUUGGCAGCAGGCCACCCAAAAGCUGGCACCUCUCCUUGAGAGUGAUGUGUUUAUAGGGCAAACCCAGUUCUACGUUCAGUUAAAGUCGCAUCCACAGGGUUCCCUUUGACUACUCUCUCAAGGUCAAAGCUCUGAGGAGUCAUAAUGUAGGAAUCUGUGAAGCUCGUAUGUCUAUUUCUGGAAAAACUUUGAGUCCUUGUGUAUGUUGUGCUUCUUCCUGGCCCUCCUGCAGCGUUUCUGCAGACUCGAUUGGUUGGAUGAAUAGAUAAGUGUGUCCAGAUUUUUAGCAGAAGUCUGUACUUUACAAGCUAUAUAUACCAUAUCUGCAGUUCGUGUUUUCUCUGGUUCACGUACUGUAGAGAAAUCCCCCACUGAGAGGAAAUGAAUGGGGUUCCGCUCCUACAGGUCCCGUGGAAAGCAGCCAGAUGGGUCAUUCAGGCUUUGUUCACCUGUGUGUGCAGCCACGAAGUACAGCGAGGGAUAUUCCUGGGGCCCAAAGUGAUCCAGACUUCUGCAGCCAAUUUUUCACUAAAUAGCAAAAAGCUAAAGCCAAUUCAAAUACUUUCAAAUCCACUGUCCACGUAUAAUCAGCAGCUGUGGCUGACGUGUGUCGUUGAGUUGAAUCAAUCGAAAGAAACUUCUUUUCAGAUGAGCUUUCCCAUGACUGUUAAAGUAGAUGGUGUAGCUCAAGAUGGAACCGUAAUGUUCAUUCAUAACAAAGUUCACAAUCGGACCAGGACCCUCACGUGUGCAGGGAAAUGUGCAGAAAUUAUCGUGGCUCACCUUGGCUACCUGAAUUACACACAGUAUACAGUGACUGUGGCAUUCGAACACCUGAAGUUGAGCAUCAAGGAGAUAAACUUCACAUGGAAGACUUACGACCCUAAGUUUUCCCAGUUGGAAAUCUGGUUUCGAUUUGUCUUUGUGGUGCUGACCUUCAUCGUCACCUGCCUGUUUGCACACUCCCUGCGGAAGUUUUCCAUGAGAGACUGGGGGAUCGAGCAGAAGUGGAUGUCCAUUCUGCUGCCUCUGCUGCUUCUCUACAAUGACCCCUUCUUCCCCCUGUCCUUCCUGGUGAACAGCUGGCUCCCGGGCAUGCUGGACGACCUUUUCCAGUCACUGUUCCUGUGCGCCCUGCUCCUCUUCUGGCUCUGUGUGUACCACGGCAUCCGGGUGCAGGGAGAAAGAAAGUGUUUAACUUUCUAUUUGCCUAAGUUCUUUAUUGUCGGACUGUUGUGGUUGGCUUCUGUGACGCUCGGAAUAUGGCAAACAGUUAAUGAAUUACAUGAUCCAAUGUACCAGUAUCGAGUUGACACAGGAAAUUUUCAGGGAAUGAAAAUUUUCUUCAUGGCAGUGGCAGCUGUGUAUAUUUUAUACCUUCUGUUCUUGAUCGUGCGGGCAUGUUCCGAGCUCCGCCACAUGCCUUACGUCGAUCUCAGGUUAAAAUUUUUGACUGCAUUGACCUUUGUAGUGCUUGUCAUUAGCAUUGUCAUCCUGUAUUUAAGGUUUGGAGCACAAGUAUUACAAGACAAUUUUGUAGCUGAACUGUCGACUCAUUACCAGAAUUCAGCUGAAUUCUUAUCUUUCUACGGCUUGUUGAACUUUUAUCUCUACACUUUGGCCUUUGUGUAUUCUCCUUCCAAGAAUGCUCUGUACGAAUCCCAGCUGAAGGACAACCCUGCCUUCUCCAUGCUGAACGAUUCUGAUGACGAUGUAAUCUAUGGGAGCGACUAUGAAGAAAUGCCUCUGCAGAACGGCCAGGCCAUUCGGGCCAAGUACAAGGAGGAGUCGGACAGUGACUGAGCCAUGGCGGGCGGCAGGCCCCAGGGACCUGGGUUUCCUGCAGCAACCACAGCCUGGCCUGCCCCGUACCUGCUUCUACUCAGACAUCCUCUAUGAGCAAGAUUUCCCUUUCCUUAUUUGUUUACAUAUUUUAAAAAGGAAAACCAAAACUGAGGGCCAAUUUAAAUGUUGGGCCAAAUUUAUUGUCAGAGUGGCUACAUUAUUUAGGGAGCGAGAUGCUGAUAAAAAAUUUAAACGGCCACAUCUUUUUUCCUAAAGACUUCGGAUGGAAGGGAGCCUGUUUUCCGUGGUGCAUGGUGGGGGAAACCCCAUUUUUAGGAGGAAGAAUUAUGUGCAUUUCGUUUUGAUGAUUGACUAGUUCCGAGUUCCUGGGGAGCACUUGUGAAUGGGGUCUGCAGGUGGGAGCAUGGCUUCUCCCCACCGUGCAGCUGAGAGGGAAACCUGUGUCUGUGGCUUCCUCAUGGGGACAGUCCUUCCCCGCGAGCUUCAGUGCCCUGGGCAGCCAUGCGCCUGAGAUAAGUUAGCUUCGGGAGAGGAAGUGAUUUGUUCAGGUUCUCAGAGCCCAGCUCUUCCUGGCUCCCAUCCUUUCUCCAGGGCAGCAUUUCACCUCCCCAGGCUGAUGGCAUUGACCGUUGUGUACAAAACCUAAGUUAGGGCUUGUCAGGGGAGUGGUAGGAUAGGCAGGUUCUAGCCCUUCACCUUCACCAGAGCAGAAGUCGGCUGUGGAGUUCUGCUGAGGGUGUGACUCGUUACCAGAGAAAGGCUGAGAUGCUUGGAAGUUGCACGCUCGUGGGCAAGGUAUUGCUGCCAUGCAGUCUUUCAGGGGCCCAUGUGUGCACAGGCACAUGUAUGCAUGUGUGUCUGUACAUACAUAUGAAUGGAUGUCCCUGUGACUGGGGUGGGGAAGAGGCUAACAGUUACAUUUCUAAUAAAUGGUAGUUUCUGCAACUCUGUUAAAAAUGAUACCCCAUGGAGCUUUAUUUAAAAAAAAAACAAACAGAUGAUUGAUAUAAUAUUCUUUAUUGCCCAGAAUUUUCCAUUUCAUAUUUGGAAACUAGAUGAAAACAAAGUGGAACAUUUUAAACAGCUUCUGGAAAACUCCGGAUAGCAGGUAGACUGCUGGGAAGGCAUUCCCCUGCCAUUCAUUUCCCACCUGGUGGUCAGGUAAACAGAUGACUGGCUCUGGCAAAAAGCUGUCUCUGGUGUUGCUGAAUCUGUGGCAUCAUAGAAGGCCCCGGAGAGUCUCCAGGUCCUCUUUGUCAACGACUGAACGGAAGAGUCUGGCGCAGGUGUCUCCUUUGCUUCUCCUUGGACAUGCACAGCACUGUCUGCAGCUCUUAGUGUACUGUAACUUGGAAACAUUCUUAAUGCUGCCAUCUUGGCAGACACACCAGUGCAGGAUGUUUGUCCCACUCUGCAAACAGCACCCACGUUUUCCUCGCCCUCGCAUUAACUGCUCAGCCACCACUCGUGGCUAAAAGCUGUGUCCUGCUUGAGGCGGUGCUGGGACCUUUGAGAUGACCACGUGAGACAAUUCAUCGUGACACCUCAGUAUCAUUCUUCUUAAACUUCAAUUAAAUGGACCUUUAAUGUGAACUCCACCUAUAUUUGUUUGAAGAAAAACCUUGUAAAUACGGAUGUUUGGAUUAAAGCUGUAUUAUCGCCAGGGUAAUUCAAGUUUACAGUUUCUACACUUCCAACGGUAUGAUUACUUUUUUUGAUUCUGUGUACUUGGAGGAAUUGGAGAAAAAAAAUUUUGUUAUCGAAUUUUACAACUUCUGAGAUUACUCCUACUAUAAUUUCAUGUAUAUGAAUGACGACUUGUGCUGAUUAAUGUAUUGUAGUGUGUGAUAUACACGUUUUAAUUAUUAUAAAUAAUUGUCCUUUAUGAUUUGGAAUGCUGUUAUUUAUCAGUAAAUGUAAAAUAUUUGAGGCAUUUAGUCGUACACAUUAGAGCUCUUAAAAAAUUGUCUUUGUCCUACAGUGUAAUUUUCGACUGACGACUGCUGUCUUCAGACACUGAUUCUGCACGGCAUCGAGUCAAUGAAAGGAGCAAUACAGGAGUAUUUAUUUACUUUUGUAACAAAGCUGGAAACACACAUGACAGAGAAAGCACUUCAGGGGAAAAGGGUUCUUGAUUAAAUCAUGCAUUUUUGCUUUGUAUUCUCUAGCGUAUCAUAUGUAUUUUACAUACUCCAUGGGUAAAUUUCCUUAAAACAUGGAGCAUUUAGCAUGGAGAAUAUGUGCAAUAAUUAGGUUAAGACACUAAAGUCUGCCAGAAACACUUGACAGUAGCAAGAAAAAAAAAUUUCGGAGAUCAACAUUUGGCAAACUUCAAUCACACAAUUAAAGGACUGACUUUAGUUCUUUAGUGGUAACGGCCUAAGUAACAUCUUUGGGAUACUUUUUUUAUACUGGUCCAGUCUAGGGGAACCCUGGGAGAUGACCACGGGUACUUUUUCACAGUUCCCCUAGGGACAGUUUCAUUAUCCAUGUGGAUAGUAGGUCUGCUUGAUUUAUUAUUAAAUCAUUACAGCGGUAAAGUGAUGCAGUUUUCUGUCUUGUAAGCCCCUCUGAAGGCUAGAUAAGGGGAUACAGAAAAUAUAUCCAAUGUUAGGUUGUUACUGUACAGUUACAGACCGCAAUGAAAGUUUAGAUACUUGUGUGAACUCCAGAUGGGGCAGGGCCUGAGACAACUGUCAGCAGCCUUGAGUGGCCCAUGAAUUAUUUACUGGACAGUUACAUGAGACAAGUCGUCAUGUGGUCAGUGACUUUUUCCUGAGUCCCUUUCCCAGGGAAAAGCAUGGAAGCUCACAGAAGGGGCAUUUCUAUCCACAUGUGGUCAAGGCUAGACUUCAGCACUGAAGUAUAUAGGUGUAGUCUGAAGAUUUUAAAAACCAGUUGCCUUAUAGGUUAGACUGUUAAGGAAAACAACGCAAACUCUUUCCCAGGCCAAAGGGAAGUUGCUUUAGUUUGUGCCGUCUCGUCCUGUUUUAUCUCGAUUUGACAUGGUUUAGAUAUACUGGUAACUCUAAUACCAUACUAUGAAACACAGAAGGAUUUUCUGCUACUGAAAACUGCCUUUUUACAAAGACUGUAAAUACUUGUAAAAUAAAACGGAACACCAAACUUUAAGCUGAAAGGAAAGCUGGACUAUGUAUUCGAACACGGAGCUGUGCGGAGGGAGCGCAGGCCACCUGGUCACAACCAACCCUGUAACUGGGCAAAAGCAAGUAAAUGUCUGCUUAUGGCAAACUUCUGUUUUGGGAAUGGCUUCAUUUUGAGACUGCCUUUCUGGUAAACGUCAAUAAACUUUUAAUAUUCUGUCCUUA
This is a messenger RNA of Loxodonta africana (African savanna elephant), 6250 nucleotides long. It is a transcript of the gene TMEM181, whose product is annotated as transmembrane protein 181. Gene Ontology annotation, molecular function: toxic substance binding. The transcript has 16 exons. The coding region runs from base 1497 to 2918 and encodes 473 amino acids. NCBI's taxonomy places the organism in Eukaryota, Metazoa, Chordata, Mammalia, Proboscidea, Elephantidae. The record is from RefSeq and is a predicted model, not a curated record.